GGCGUGUUAUAUAAAUUUCUAUAUAAUCUGAAGAUACCCCGAAUUGGUUGUGAAUUUGGCGCAAAACAUCACGCUUUUUAACAACCAUAUCUAUCUCAUCUUAGUAGGGAAUUAAUUACUCUUCUAGCAGAAUGCUUUUUUUAACUCUCAUAUUUACUCUUUUUACUAUUGGCGUUAGCGCUCAUUACCGAUGCUUUUGCUCAAAUAAGGGCUCUUACUCGACAAUCGCUACAAUCAAUGUUUGUAGGCAAGUGAAUGGUGCCAAAUUGAUUAUCAGCCGUGGUCGUCACGAGUGUAAACUAUCAAACAAAUACUCUUACAAGGGUGACUUCAUAAGGGGAUGUGUGUUACGUGAACGUGUAGACGGUGGAUCCUGUGAUGAGUGGCAGUCGCCUUUCUCCAUUUAGGCUAACUGCUGGAAUGUCGGGUGCCAGAGGGGGUGGCCUCGGAACGGGGUGACCGGGAGGGCACCGGGUGGGGGCCGGGGCACCAGCGGAGCAGGAUAACGUUACACCGGGCGGUAUUCUAGCAUACUACUAAUGAUGCCCCU
Messenger RNA from Colletotrichum navitas, 550 nucleotides. RefSeq lists its product as uncharacterized. The transcript is spliced from 3 exons. NCBI's taxonomy places the organism in Eukaryota, Fungi, Ascomycota, Sordariomycetes, Glomerellales, Glomerellaceae. The coding region runs from base 132 to 407 and encodes 91 amino acids. The record is from RefSeq and is a predicted model, not a curated record.